Scylla paramamosain (green mud crab) is the source of this 2697-nucleotide messenger RNA. Its product is annotated as cell division protein ZipA-like. The record is from RefSeq and is a predicted model, not a curated record. The transcript has 3 exons. NCBI's taxonomy places the organism in Eukaryota, Metazoa, Arthropoda, Malacostraca, Decapoda, Portunidae. Bases 208 to 762 code for a protein of 184 amino acids.
UCACAUUCUGGCUAGGGUGUUUAGUUCGCGAUGUGGUAGUAAUAGGAUACCAAACUGUAGUAUAACUUUACGAGGCGUCUGCGAGGCGGAUGCCAUUCAUGAUUAUUUACUUGCUGGCAACUUGCUCAAGGCUGCUCGGCGCCGACAGGUAUAAAAGGGCGGCAGGUGCGAAGCAGUGCCCAGUGGAGCAAAGGACAUCUAAGCAUCAUGAGGACCCUGAUUCUGCUGAGUGUGGUGACGGUGGCUAUGGCCCAGAGUUACGACGGGGGCUUCGUCAAGAUCCUGCAAGACAAGAGGUACCAGAGCGGCAGUACUUUCGGCAACUUCCGUGACCAGGAGGACGGCACUAAGUAUUUCGAGGAGACGGAUGAGAUGGGAGUGCGCCGCGGCUACUGGGAGUACGUGGAUGAGCUUGGAAAGACCAUCCGCAACGAAUUCGAAGCUGGUCCCGGUAUCGGCUUCAGAAUCACCAAGUCCAACGCCCACGACACCACCCCAGUGUUCAAGCCCCUGCCCCAGUUCCAAGCACCCAGACCCGCCCCCACUGCCGCUCCCGUGUACCAGCCCGUCCCCGUGCAGCCCACCUAUCAACCCGUGGCCGUGCAGCCCCAGUACCAGCCUGCCCCAGUUCACGUGCCCGCCCCAGUCCCCAGGUACACCCCCACCCUGGCACCUGAGCCCCAGAACCUCUUUGAUUACCCCGGUAACCUGGAGUUCUCUCGUGACCAUCUGGGCCACCGCUUCAAGUUCGUCGCUGCCUAAGUCUUCCACACUACCUCCUCUUCCAUUUACCAUCCUUUCCCUGGUUCUCUUCUGCUUCCCAUUCCAUCUAAGUUCUCCCAGGCCUCUACAUACUGGCCGACGCUUGUCUCGUUUCCUCUCGUCACUACCUCCUGUGCUUAACCCAUUAAUGCAACUUCUUUCUCUUGUUGGCAAUACCCAUCAUCUCUUCCACUAACGUCGCAGUAACACGUCUCAUCUGCAGCAUCCUUAGCUCAUCCUUCCACAUCAAGGCAGCAUCACUCGCCUCAAACGUGUCUCUGCGUUGUUAGCGACACGAUGAGCCUUUACUCCUCUUCCUCCUCCCACCCAACGCCCUCAGCAGGCGCCCACAGGAGAGCUACGCCCGCCGAAGCCUCCAGGGUCCUCGCUCCACACAAAUGCUCCUCCCAAACUGACGUGAGAUUGUGACGGCGUGACGAGCGUAACCGAAGAGCGUGCAGGAGCGGCCGCCGCCCCGCCCUCCUUGACAGGUCCUGUGAUAUCUAGUCCUCUGCGAAAAGCAACAAAAAAUAGUGUAGUUUUUGAGAGUUUCAGUCAGCACAAUGCCGCUUUUUCGACGCUGCUCAUGACAACUUGUGGACAUGUACAUGCAGUAAGUCUGCGACGUUUAUUGCUUUCUGUUGUUAUAAUUAUAAUCUUUGUCUCUCCAUCGUCUCAUUUCGUCUGCGUGGAAUUGAUAAUUGAACAAACUCUUAACUCUGCGUCUUCUUCCUAGAAAUACUGUCUUCAAUUACCAAAAAUAUUCGUUUCGUUUUGCAGUUCAUGUUUCACAAUGAGUUGCUUUAUCCAGGUUCGCCUCAAUUCGGCAUCACUUCCUCAAAAAUACUCGUGUAUCCACAAUACUCUGACCUGCCACUGGAAACUCUUAGCGAGGCAUCAGGCGCUGCCUUCUUCCUAAAUUCCUUCUUGUAUGCCUGUCUUCUAAUUAACGUUAAAUCAAAAACAUUUCCUUGAAAAAAAUAAACAAUUCGGUGACCACCGAUGCACCGAGGCACCGAGUAAAGGCUCGAUCCUGACCCUCGGUCCUCGGUGUGUCGGCGGCGCCACAAUGGACAUAUGGGCAUUGUUAGGCAGUAAUACUCUACUCUUAGUGUUAAAGAAAAGAAAGAAAAAAAAUAAUUACGAAAGAAAACCCUCAUCGGAAUUAUCAUGUAUAGUUUGAUGAGAAAAUGUCACAUAACAGACCCUCGAGUAAAAUACCAAAAAAAUAAAAGUUUAAUAAUAAAGUAAAGUCGAAGGGAUCAGUGGUGUUGGAAACGGUACAUUCAGAACCGGUACAUUUGUCGACACACGGUAAAAUUAUCCGACUUUUAAUUUGUUUCCUUCAUCUCUAAAUUGCAAUCUUGAAUUACGAAUUCUUACUGGCGUGUACAAAAACUAUCUUUGGAAAGGCUGUUGGAAAUUAACAGUAAACUCAAAUCAAUAAGUAAAUUAACUGAUCCCUUAUAAAAACAAUUCAAAGAACGUUGUUACAAAAAGACAAGUAUGAGUGCUAGAAUAAAUAGUUCAGUAUUACAAAAAAGCACGAAUACUUAACAAAAUGUUACAAACAAAAACGCACCGCCUUGGUGUGCUGUGUGUGUGUGCGUGUGUGUGCUGUGUGCCGGAGUGGCGAGUGUGCGAUAGCUAGCGUGACGCUCUCGCUGCCCUGGCCGCGUGUGCCGCGUGGCCUAUGCCGCGUGCCGCGUGCUUCUUUCUUUACUCCAGGUGCUCGCAGUCACCUGGUCACGUAACCGGACUAUGCAUCGCCCCAGCACGCUCUGUUACGCUCCGUCACGCCGCGUUGCGUCACAUUGCCGUCAACGAGGAGACUCUUGGUUGAUUUUCUGUUGCACCACGACAGUAGUUCAACAGCGGACCGCCAGGUCUGGUGUAUAUUUUUGUAUAGAUAAAAGUUUUCUGUAAAUGAUGAAA